CGAUAAACGAUAAAGGGUCUUUCUUCAUGGAGAUCAUCUCUUGUGUUCACUCUCCUGCCAUGCCCUGGUUUAUCCUGAUACUAGGUCAUGUGCUGUGCCAUUUCGGCCAAUGAGGUGAGGUAUAUUUGCAGCCAGCAGACCUCUUCGCAUUAAGUUGAUAUACUACUAUAGAGCCUAGAGAUCUAUACUAAACUCAUCCAAUCCCACCUAGCUUAAGCUAUAUAUUUUUAUCGUUUUGUACAGUCUUUAUGUUUUCUUGCCCCCAACUGAAAUUUAUCCUGAGUAUUUCCAUCAGAACAUGACUCCAGAUGCCUUUCCAAAAUUCCUACAACUCCCCAAAGAGAUUCAGAUUCUCAUCUGGGAAGCUGCAGUCCGCCCAAUCCCUGGCGAUCGCCAUGUUCACCGAUUCUAUAUCGCCGACUAUCGUGUUCUCCAGCCAACUCCCAUGAAACCGAUACAAGGGAGAUUUCUUCGCUUGCUACGCACUAAGAAAUUCGAGUACGAGUCUGUGAACAUUGCUUCAGGGCUUUCACUAGCUAUCCCAAUUGAUGAUGUUGCGGGCAACCCAAAUGAGUCAGUCUACCUGACAGACAGCUAUCUCUGGACUUUUUGCAAGGAAUCACGCCAAGCGAUGGAAAGACGCUUCACUAAGAAUGAAUGGUGGUCGCACGUCAAGUCCCCCUUUCACCCAAAACGUACAGCAGAACCAGGCCGAUAUAUCAGUCAAAAAGGCGCUACUCAUACUGCAUCUUACCAAGACAAUGAUGGUAUCGUCAAGCAUAUCACAAUAGAUUUCGACAACGAUCUCAUCCACUUUGAUCCUCGAUGGCUAAGCCAAGUGGAUUGGUGGCAUAUUGGCCCAAGUGUCUUCUUGCCUCUAUUCGACGAAAGCCCGUCCAAUCAAAGAUCAGGAUUCAGCUUCAUAGGGAGCAACGUUGCGAUGGAUUAUGACCCCACGAUUAUGGACACCCUCAAAAACCGUAAGGUCCACUACAACCAGAUAGGAUUGGGGAUGACUCGUGGAGUUUUUGAAGACAUGAUAAGCUAUCUCCUUGACGUUGCAAAGGUCACAAUUUGGUGUAUUGAUUACAGCCUGAUACGGGCACAGCAUAUCCCAAGAACGUCAGAAGAAGGGAGAGGGCAGCAAGAGAGGAAUGCAAAUCCCACAAGGGAGAUCUUCCGUUCAAGUGAUCUCAUCUACAUGGAAGUCAAGAGAGAAGACAUCGGCACCUCGUGGGUCGUAAGCAACAGCAACGAUGAAGUCAACAUUGGCGAGGCAGAGACUGCUUUUGACAUGUUUGACCUUCUAUCACUCAACGACGCUCUAUCACUCAGCAAUAAUGAUCUCGGUCAUCUUCGGGUUCUAGCUUGUGAACCAGUGGCUGGAAGAAUGCCUCGACCGCGUACACCAUGGGCGCGGAGAUGUGUUGGUGAUGAGACUUGCGAGACUUGUAAUCCCGACAGAAUUGUCCCUCGUCUGCCGCCGUCAAAUAUCAAGAGAGAAGGAUCAGAGAGUUCAUCGAGCGUUUCUAGCUCAGACUUGAAUUUAUUCGACUAGAGAGAUCGGAUGAAAAAGCUUAAGGUCUCUACCCUAAGUGAUGAACGUCUGAAAUAAAUUUAGAAUAAUUUAUCUUUAACUUUAUAGACUUCAGAAUACCUAUAUAUUCUUGAUAUCU
This is a messenger RNA of Fusarium verticillioides 7600, 1676 nucleotides long. RefSeq lists its product as hypothetical. Lineage: Eukaryota; Fungi; Ascomycota; Sordariomycetes; Hypocreales; Nectriaceae. The transcript is spliced from 2 exons. The coding region runs from base 299 to 1558 and encodes 419 amino acids. The record is from RefSeq and is a predicted model, not a curated record.